UGGUAAUGAGCUCGAAUUAUCUUCUGCCUAAGGUUAUGAUUUCAUUAUAUUAUGAGCAUGUUCCUAUUGCCCGUGAGAAGCUUGAAAAACACGCAAGGUAUAUAUUCAAGCAUCCGGCGUUUAAGAUUAUCCAGACGAAGAAUUACGACAAUGACGAAGUUCGACAUCACAACAAAAUACAAAAUGAACUCGGGAUAUGAGAUCCCAGUUCUGGGCUAUGGCGUCUACCAAACUCCAAGCGCUAUUGCUGAAGAGGUUGUGCAUCACGCAAUGGAAGUUGGCUAUCGUCAUGUUGAUUCCGCUGUUGCUUACAAAAAUGAAGAGCCUUCUGCUGCAGGAAUGAGAAAAGCUGGCAUUCCAAGAUCAGAGCUAUUCUUCACAACAAAGGUUCCCCCUGGCCAAAAUGACUAUCAAGCAGUAAAAAAGCAUAUCGAAAAUACGCUUAGAAUCACGAAGCUCGAUUACGUUGACCUGUACCUUCUGCAUGCUCCAUUUGGUGGCAAGGAUGGAAGACUAGGUGCUUGGCGGGCUCUGGUGGAGGGUGUAGAGUCUGGGAAAAUUCGAAGCAUCGGAGUUAGUAAUUACGGUGUACAUCAUCUUGACGAGCUUGAACAGUAUAUCAAGGCUACAGACGCGGCGCAAGGCAAGGGUAAGGGUGGGAUACUAAGCGUGAAUCAGGUCGAGCUUCAUCCAUGGCUACCACGGAAGGAUAUUGUAGAAUGGUGUGAAAAAAGAGGAGUGCUUCUUGAGGCAUACUGCCCUCUUGUGAGAGCCCAAAAAGCCGAAGACCCUCUGCUGCUUCCUAUCGCAGCAGCACACAACAAAACAACGGCGCAAGUUCUCCUUCGGUGGAGCUUGCAAAAAGGUUUUAUACCACUACCAAAAUCAGUUACCAAAUCACGCAUCGAGGAGAAUGCCGACAUUUACGACUUCGAACUCUCUCCAGAGGAAAUGCGAAAGCUGGAUCUAGAUGUCUACGAACCAUGCGCUUGGGAUCCAACAACAAGUAGAGACUAGGUAGCAUCAAAAACUCUGUUCGCUCUUGGAAUUGAAAUCAGGUUGUGCAGUUUUCCGUAAGAAAUAAAGGAACAAUGAACAGCGUAUGUAAAACGGCUGAAUAUUCUGAUAAAAGUGCAGUUUGAGUCUAAAUUUGUAAGAGCGCACUAAUGCCAUAUCCUGCACCGAGUUGCUAUAGAAUUGCUGUAAGGCGUGUUACAUUUCUCAAGUGUCAAAAAAAAAAUAUUCGUAUAA
Verruconis gallopava is the source of this 1251-nucleotide messenger RNA. RefSeq lists its product as uncharacterized. NCBI's taxonomy places the organism in Eukaryota, Fungi, Ascomycota, Dothideomycetes, Venturiales, Sympoventuriaceae. Gene Ontology annotation, molecular function: oxidoreductase activity. The transcript is spliced from 4 exons. The record is from RefSeq and is a predicted model, not a curated record. The coding region runs from base 52 to 1017 and encodes 321 amino acids.